UGGAGAAUCUGUUUAACUUUCGUAUAUUUGUGGUUUUAUUGCCUCCACCAAUUCUGAGAGACCUCUUUCUCAGUAGUGUAUCAGUUGACAGCACAGAAACACUACAUCCUGGCAGUUGAAAACCUCUCUCACAUCUCACAAUAGUAGUUCUGGUAGAAUCCCAGAUAAUGAACCUGUGUGUACCUGGGCAGCAUGUGUGCCAGUAGUGUCUGUUUGUGUAAAUUCUUUAAACACAUUUUCAUUGCAUGGCUCUGCAGUGUCCAAGUGUUAAUGCUGUUUUGUCAGCCAGCCUAAUCCAGCCUAAUCAUGUAGGGCAGUGAGCAUCUUCACAGCACUUCCUUAGUUCUUUUAGGUUUGCUCAACAGUAAGGUGAUGAAAAAUGAGCUUACAGUCUUGAAGUGCAAGGCUCAGAGUUUCUUCUAUCUGAAAAUCACCCCAAAAAACUGGGUAGAUUGAAGGGAGGUUUGAGGCAGGUACAGGUUGUCAUGGUUGCUGCUGAUGUCACAGUCCCAAAAUGACCUGUGGAUGCCCUGUGAGGGCAGUUCCACAUACACCAAGUAGUUCCAUCAUUUUCAAUGCAUCCCUAGUAGGUCAGGCAGCCUUGGCUGCUCAGAGCCGGAGGUGUUGCCUGUGCUGUGCAAUUAGUGCUUCCACUCCUUUCCUCAGCAUCACAGUAAACUGACGUGUGAGAGGAAACCAUGGCGUCAAAGGAGCCGGCCUCGUUCGUGGACAGAACCACCUGGGAUUUCCUCAACCUGCUGGACAUGCUGGGGAACCGGAAUGGACGGGUGGGUGUGAUGGAAGUGGACCAUGCUGAGUCAAGAGCUCCCUCAUUGCUGGUGGAUUUUACCCAGGACCUGUGUGGCACAGUGGACAUCAAGCACAAACCACAGCAGGCAGAGAAUGAGGGAAAGGAAGAAGAGGACCUGGUUGCCCCACAUCUGAUUUUUAUGCUAUGGCAAGCCAGUGUGUUGAAAAGGCUCAUGCAGUGGGAUCACCUGGAGGAGGCUGUCCGGGAUGUGAGGAACCUCCUCCCCUGCCUGCCGAAUGUGUUGGUGCUUGUGAUGAUCCGUCCUGACUCCCAGGAGCAGCUGGACCAGGCAGCAAGAGCGCUGAGGAGAAUGCAGUGUGUGCUGGAUGGGGCCCUGCAACUGACUGUGGAGACUGCAAUUUACAGCCCAGGCCAGCCUGGAGGUGUUCUGGAGGCAAAGAAAGCUGCCUGUAGGGCACUGAGAGAAGCCUUGAACUGCCAUGAAGAAGUCGACUCCCAGGAGCCAUUUGUUAUUUCACUCCCAGAGCUCAGAUACUGCCGAGUUCUGCCUGAACGUAGGGAAGAGAAGGUAUCAAAGACAGAUGGAGAAUGAAUUCCCUUGGGCAGCAGAAUCUGUCAGGUUGGUUUUAGCACUGUCCUACUGGAUGUCCCUUUGCAGAAUGCUUCCUUCCUGGUGACUUGCCUAGGCCUUCUGCAUGGAUGAGAUUCAGUGCAUGGCUGCUGCCAGAAGGGGACGCUGCAUCCUCAGCAUCACACUAUCGUUGCCACAAAGCUCAGAGUUCUUUGCUGCAUUGACUGAACAAUCUGCCCUGGGAAACUUUUAUCAAAAAUCACUGAGUUUCUGCUUUGCAUGAAAUGCCUUGCUUGAUUAUCAAAAUGUCCCUAAGAUACCUGUCCCUAAGAAAACUGUCAGCAGAGAUGGAAGCAGAGCAGGCCAGAAGCCUCUUGCUUUUAAACUGUCCCAGAACUGAAACAGUGAGAAAAACUCAAGACCAAGGCCUCAGACCACCUUUUCCCAGGAGAACCUGGAUACAGGAGUCGUUGGUACAUGGUUCUUAACAGGAACAAAGCUCCUGAAACUCCACAGGGUUCUUUGUAGCAGGGAGUUUACCUUACGUACAAAUGGGUACACAUCCAGCAGAUUGAGUUUCUGGGAUGGGUUAUUUUGGAUGGGAAGAACUGUGGGAGUAGUAGAAUAUUUUUAAGUCCAAUUACCCACACAAUAGCUGAACUCAUUUCCCAUCCUCUCUGGGCAUGGAAAAGCACUGUAAGUAGCUGCACUUUUUUGCAUUGGGAGUUUAUAAGUAUUUUUUCUUUGGUGUUUU
This is a messenger RNA of Cyanistes caeruleus (blue tit), 2097 nucleotides long. The record is from RefSeq and is a predicted model, not a curated record. NCBI's taxonomy places the organism in Eukaryota, Metazoa, Chordata, Aves, Passeriformes, Paridae.